Molecule: messenger RNA, 1763 nt
Organism: Daphnia pulicaria
Lineage: Eukaryota; Metazoa; Arthropoda; Branchiopoda; Diplostraca; Daphniidae
Product: elongation of very long chain fatty acids protein 6-like
Exons: 6
Coding region: 244-1614 (456 amino acids)
Biological process (GO): fatty acid elongation, monounsaturated fatty acid; fatty acid elongation, polyunsaturated fatty acid; sphingolipid biosynthetic process
Cellular component (GO): endoplasmic reticulum membrane
Molecular function (GO): fatty acid elongase activity
Source: RefSeq, a predicted model, not a curated record
AUAGAUGAAUCAAAAGAAGAAGAAGAAGAAGAAAAGGAGAAGAGCACAGUGGGAUAGACGCACCAAAAGUUUGCCGGUGGCUGUGCUGUGCCAGGUUAACGGCCAAGUUGCCGUCAGGAGCCGAGCGGUGAGCGCGCGGGCGCAGUCCAAAAGGGGGGAGAGGAAUAGAGGAGGAGGACGGGCGACUGGGCGUGACUAGAAUGGCGAGAGAAAGGGCCAAGAUGGCCUGAUGAAUGUGAGUAGAUGGGAGAGAGAACCCGACAAAGAAAAAAUAUAUACGCCCGGCCAAAAUGGAGAAGAAGAAGGAGAAGGAGAAGAAGGAGAAGGAAGUCUGAACGCGAACGCAGAUCGGCCAGCCACACGUCGAGAGACAGGGGACCGAGAGAGACGGGAGGCGGAAGACAGUGGCUACAGCUGAAAAGAGAGAGAAGAAGAAAACGAACGAACGCCGGGGCCAGCCAUUCAGACAGCAGUUCUUAUUCUUCAUUGAUCCCGCGACCGUUGCCGUCCCCACGCGGCCAACCGCUCACUAAAACUCUCAUAACCCCCAACAACAGCCGACAACACCCCCGAACCAAAAUAAAAGUUGAUUUUCAGUGUCAUUCGGUCUACAUCACUUUGCCAGACAACACCCCCCCAUUGCACAUUUAUUGCACAAUCAACAGCAACGCGACAGAGGCGAUUGGAGCGACGACGGCUUCCGCCGCUUCAUCCAGCAACACCAUGGACCACCUGAUGACGAUGCCCAACUAUUCGUACAUUUUCAAGUUCGAGGACGAAUUCGAGCACACGGACGCCAAGAUUUGGUUCAACCGCUACUGGACGGGCUGUUUUUAUUACGUCGGCAUCUACAUGCUCGUCAUCUUCACCGGACAGCAGCUCAUGGCCAAUCGACCGCGCUACGAAUUGCGAGGGCCGCUCAUUUGCUGGAACAUUUUGCUGGCCACGUUUAGCAUCAUCGGAGCGUGUCGCACCAUCCCCGAAUUAGUUUACGUCACCCGCCAUUUCGGACUCUACCACUCUAUCUGCGUUCCCAGUUACAUCGAAGAUGACAAAGUCUCUGGCUUUUGGGCGACCAUGUUUGUGCUGUCGAAAGUGCCCGAGCUGGGCGACACCAUGUUCAUCGUUUUGCGCAAGCAGCCGCUCAUUUUCCUCCACUGGUAUCACCACGCCACCGUCUUGGUUUACUGUUGGUACGCUUUCAAAGAGUACACUGCGCCAGCGCGUUGGUUCAUCGUGAUGAACUUUACCGUUCACGCGUUCAUGUACUCGUAUUACGCCCUCAAGGCUAUGAACUAUCGGGUCCCGCGCUUCGUCUCCAUGGCCAUCACGGUCGCCCAGCUCUCGCAGAUGGUGGGCGGAUGCGCCGUCAACCUCUGGGCUUACCAAUUGAAGCAGAACGGCGAGGCGUGCAACGUCAGCGAACACAACAUCAAGAUGUCGCUGCUCAUGUACUUUUCGUACUUUGUCCUUUUCGCCCGCUUCUUCUACAAGGCGUACGUCGACCGACGGGCUCCGCGCAAGGGGCUAGUCGACACCAGGGGGUCGUCGGGGACGGCCAGCAUCGAUCACAGCAGCAGCAGCAGCAAUGGAACGGCCAAGAAAGUCCAGUAGAGAGCCGCUGAGAAACAGAAACGCUUGGCCAGCGACAAAAUGGAAAAAUCACUGAGCUUCUUCGGGAAGGAACGGGAAAACAAAAAAAAAUGGCGAAAAAACAUUCCUGACUUGGAAAAAUUAAAAAUAAAACAAUUCCAAAAUGAAAA